AUGAUUUCACCAGCAAUCAGUUCUCUCCCUGAACUGGUUGAGGUUAACCUCCAAAACAACCAGCUCAUUGGCAAAAUACCGAUUCCAAGACAUGUAAAAUUCAUUUACGGACCAGGAAAUCAGUUACUUGGACAGAGGCCAAGAGACAAUGGAAUGAGUAUUUGGAUAAUCAUUGCAAGUAUAGUCGGAGGAGUACUUGUCUUGAUCACCAUCAUUAUCCUGGUUUACAUGUAUCAAUUCAAGAAAUCUUGUGUGGGAACAUUGGCACAUCAUUUGUUUCAGUGGAGUAACAGUGGUUAUACCCCUUUGACAUGGAAUGAGAUGAUAUUUAUAGGAUUGGCUAUCGCACGGGGAAUUCAGUAUCUACAUGGUCUAGCUAGAAAAAAUUAUAUCCAUAGAGACUUAAAGCCUUUAAACGUACUUUUAGGAGAUGGCAUGAGACCAACGAUCUCUGAUUUUGGUUGUAUGAAGCUCAUACAUGAGGGAAUAGACUUAGUUGAGACAACGACAGUGCUCGGGACCUUCGGUUAUAUUGAUCCACGUUAUGUUGUACUAAGAGGGUUACAAAAAGGCGGAUGUUUAUGUAUUUGGGGUCAAGGGAAGAAGAAACCAUUGAGACCGUCAGGAAGAUUGCUAAAUUGGCCGAAUACUGCACAUCUCAAGAGGUUAAAAGUCACCGAAUAUGUUUUAAACAUUGAAUUGGAUGGUUCCUCUUGUGGAACUUUUGGAGCCACGACUCUUCUAGAAAAAAUGCAUAGGUGGAAAACUGAAGCAGGCGGAGGAACAUCUAUGGCUUUCUAUGGAACAUUUGGCAAGGCUUUGAUCAAGCAAUUUGCUGUUGUGGUCAUGGUAAAAUGCUCCUCGAGCGGCACCUCCUCCAUUGUGUUUGCAGUUGGUCACAAGAUACCAAAACCCUUAACGCCAAACAAUUCUCCGGAUUGCCACUGUAUGCAGAGACAGUUCUAUGAGCUCAUAGGUUCGUCUUGA
Messenger RNA from Camelina sativa (false flax), 987 nucleotides. The record is from RefSeq and is a predicted model, not a curated record. Lineage: Eukaryota; Viridiplantae; Streptophyta; Magnoliopsida; Brassicales; Brassicaceae.